Molecule: messenger RNA, 1394 nt
Organism: Paramecium octaurelia
Lineage: Eukaryota; Ciliophora; Oligohymenophorea; Peniculida; Parameciidae
Source: the annotation of a GenBank genome assembly
AAAGCAUACUUGUAUAAACUCAUGGUAUACAUUUAUUAUUUUAUUCAAAUUAAUCUGUGCAUGGAAGGAAUUAUAAACUAAGCGAAGCAUUAUGUUGGAACUAUUCAACAAGCAGCCAAAUACUAUACGGUUGACAACAUCUACAUUCUGAGUGGCUAUAGAGUUAACUAUUCUACUCCUUGGCUAGUGCUAAAGUCACUUUUUUAGAAACACAAUGAGCUUAUCAAUGUUUGGACACAUGUUAUAGGAUCAUUUCUAACAUUCCUAUUAAUUAUUUAUAUUGUUAGUUAUCAUUAUGAUCACAGACAAAGAAUUGAACAAGACAUUGACCAAAUAUUUAGUUUUAAUUCUACAUUAAACCCAACUUCAAAUAGCAACCAAAACAUUAUGGCUGAUAGACAAAAAUAUGAAGAAAUUUUUAAUAAAAUUGAUCACUUUCAGAAUUCGAUGCUUACUUCUGAGACUUAUAAAGAGAUUGUCCAUUUAAUGAAAAUUACAGUAGAUAUACUCAAUUUUGAGGAAGUAGCUGAAUAUGCAGUUGUAUUCUAAAAUAAAUUUAAUUUAUUUAAAGAUAAAAUAAUUUAAGAAGUAAAGUGGCUAUUUAAUAUAAAUAGAUUGACAGUGAACAAUUUGAUUGGGUUGAAAUCUAUAAGCAUGACUAUUCCCAUACAUCCAUUUUGAAAUAGGAGUAAUUUUUGAGAAAUAAUACUGAUCCUUAUCAUGUAUCAAGAUGGCCCAUAGUUGUAUUUUUAGUGAGUGGAUUAAUGUGCAUGGCUGGAUCAGCAUUAUUCCAUCUAUUUUAUUAGAUGAGUGAAGAAGCUAAUAAAUAUCUUAUGAGAGUUGAUUAUGGAGGUAUCUCUCUACUUAUUUUGGGGUCUUGUUUUCCUCCAUUUUAUUAUGGAUUUUAUUGCGAUGCAUUUUUGAGAUAUUUUUAUCUCAUCACAGUAGGAUCGGCAUGUUUGGCUGCUUACAUAGUUUCCAUCUUUGAUUUCAUUCAUACAGAAAAAUGGAGAAAAGUUAAAGGACUCAUGUAUGGAUCUUUAGGAUUAUUUGCAGGUGUUCCAGCUGUCCAUCUUUAUUUAAGAGAGUAUGAAUUACAAAUAUUCUAAAUAGAUUUUAUAGAGAGGAUAUUUCAGAUUAUUUACCAUUUAAACACUCAUUUUUAUUUUAUGUUUUGAUGGGAUCAAGUUACUUAUUUGGUUUGGCUUUAUAUACUUUAAGAAUUCCUGAGAGGUUUAUGCCAGGCAAAUUCGAUAUCUUUGUAAUAAUAAAUUUUAUCUUAGGGACAUAGUCAUUAAUGGUGGCAUUGUUUUGUUUUUCUAGGAGUAUUUUUCCAUUAUUUUGGUUCUAUCUAUAACAUGGGAGAUAGAAAGUUUACAUUUUGUCUUAUAUGA